AUGACUCUGGAAACUGGAAGAACAACAAGAGUGAUUGGCUGGUAUCAUUCACAUCCACAUAUCACAGUCCUUCCUUCUCAUGUUGAUGUUCGGACUCAAGCCAUGUAUCAACUUCUAGAUUCUGGUUUCAUAGGAUUGAUUUUUUCAUGUUUCAAUGAAGAUCAAUACAAGGUUGGAAGAAUACAAGUUACAGCAUUCCAGUCAUUAGAUGGAAAGCAAAACCAUGUAUUGAAACCUCAUUUCAGUCCUAUAAAUAAAAGUUCCAUUAUAGAUCUAGAAUCUUCCAUAAGUUCCACAGAGAAUUCACUCACACACUCUGGCUCAACACGUGUAGAAUCUCUAGAGUAUGACACUGGUGACUCAAAAGCUUUAAAGGGUGGAGCAAAACCAUCUGCUUUGAAGGGUUUCUUUGCAAAUGCAGAUACUGUGAACACAGAAAGUGGAAUAGUUGAUAUUGACCCCAUGGAUAUGUCUGAAAGCAUGCAAGAAGCAAUGCAUCGUUCAAAUAUGGAAAUGAGUGGUGCAGAGUAUGUGAGAAAAGAAGUUCCUCUUCAUGUUUUGCCAACUUUGUCUCUUCUGAAUCUUGAAUCGCCUUUAACAUCUUUUAGUCAUUUACAAUCUGUGUUAUAUGAAGAGGAGCGAACAGCAUAUCAUCAAGCAAUAUUACAAAUUAUGAGGGAUGGAAAAGCCCAUCCGCUUUCUUUCAUCCAUCAUACUUCCACUUAUCAAGCUUCCAUCUGCAAAUUAAUGGAAUAUUGGUGA
Messenger RNA from Lactuca saligna, 762 nucleotides. NCBI's taxonomy places the organism in Eukaryota, Viridiplantae, Streptophyta, Magnoliopsida, Asterales, Asteraceae. The record is from the annotation of a GenBank genome assembly.